AUGAAAGAGGAAUCUACAGGGUUAAUUAUUGGGAUUUCCAUAGAUUCAACCUUAGCUCCUGAAUCUCCUGUUAGGUCUGGAAGAAAUGGCAUGAAUUUUUGGAUUGAUGGUUUCAAGAAGAGUAACAUGGUUUCUGCAUCUGGAAUACUUGAAUAUUCAUACAAGGACUUACAAAAGGCCACAUAUAAUUUCACAACACUGAUAGGACAAGGUGCAUUUGGUCUUGUAUAUAAAGCUCAAAUGUCUACCGGUGAGACUGUUGCGGUGAAAGUUCUUGCAACCAAUUCUAAACAAGGGGAGAAAGAAUUUCACACCGAGGUUAUGUUGUUGGGAAGAUUACACCAUAGAAACUUGGUGAAUUUGGUUGGAUAUUGUGCAGAAAAGGGUCAACAUAUGCUUGUUUAUGUCUACAUGAGUAAAGGCAACUUGGCUUCCCACUUGUACAGUGAAGAGAAUGGGAAUCUGGGCUGGGAUUUGAGGGUUCAUAUAGCUUUAGAUGUAGCAAGAGGCCUGGAGUAUCUUCACGAUGGGGCCGUUCCUCCUGUCAUCCAUCGCGACAUCAAAUCUAACAAUAUUCUCUUGGAUCAGUCCAUGCGAGCCCGGGUUGCUGAUUUUGGACUUUCACGAGAAGAGAUGGUGGAUAAACAUGCAGCUAUUCGCGGUACCUUUGGCUAUCUUGAUCCCGAGUAUAUAUCUUCAGGGACAUUCACGAAGAAAAGUGAUGUAUACAGUUUCGGAGUGUUGCUCUUUGAACUCAUAGCCGGACGAAACCCUCAGCAGGGUCUUAUGGAAUAUGUUGAACUUGCGGCGAUGAACACCGAAGGGAAAGUCGGUUGGGAGGAGAUAGUUGAUUCAAAGCUCGAAGGAAAAUGUGAUUUCCAAGAAUUAAACGAAGUAGCAGCACUUGCGUACAAAUGCAUCAACCGCGCCCCGAGGAAGCGUCCUUCGAUGAGGGACAUAGUUCAAGUAUUGACUCGGAUCCUUAAAGCAAGGCACCAGAGGAAUCAUCAUCACAAGAAUUCGCUUUCGGAGACAGCAGAUGAAGUUGCAAUGGAUGUCGAUGAGGCGGAAAAUAAGGAUUCUGUUACUACUGACCACCACAGAAGAGAUGAAUCUAUAGAUAGUACAACUGACAUGUAUGAUUUGUGA
Molecule: messenger RNA, 1149 nt
Organism: Vicia faba (fava bean)
Lineage: Eukaryota; Viridiplantae; Streptophyta; Magnoliopsida; Fabales; Fabaceae
Source: the annotation of a GenBank genome assembly